Trichomycterus rosablanca is the source of this 1044-nucleotide messenger RNA. RefSeq names its product leucine--tRNA ligase, cytoplasmic-like. Gene Ontology annotation, biological process: leucyl-tRNA aminoacylation. Gene Ontology annotation, molecular function: ATP binding; leucine-tRNA ligase activity. The record is from RefSeq and is a predicted model, not a curated record. Lineage: Eukaryota; Metazoa; Chordata; Actinopteri; Siluriformes; Trichomycteridae. The transcript is spliced from 8 exons. The coding region runs from base 10 to 1044 and encodes 344 amino acids.
CCAGAGCAGAUGACCAGGGAGGUGUGGGACUUCAUCUUCUUCAAAUCAGCUCCAUUUCCCAAAACGAACAUCCCCAAGGAGCACCUACAGAGGCUGAGGAGAGAGUUUGAAUUCUGGUAUCCUGUAGAUGCCCGUGUCUCUGGAAAAGAUUUGGUGCCAAACCAUCUCUCCUACUACCUCUACAACCAUGUUGCCAUGUGGCCUGAGGACAGUGAGAAGUGGCCAAGAGCAGUUCGUGCCAAUGGACAUCUCCUGUUAAACUCUGAGAAGAUGUCCAAAUCCACCGGCAACUUCCUCACCUUGAGCCAAGCUAUUGAUAAGUUUUCCGCAGAUGGUAUGCGUUUGGCCUUAGCUGAUGCAGGAGACACAGUAGAAGAUGCUAACUUUGUGGAGGCCAUGGCCGACGCUGGAAUUCUGCGCCUCUACACUUGGGUGGAAUGGGUGAAGGAGAUCAUCGCCAACCAGAAUAAUUUAAGAACCGGGCCUGUUAACACAUUUAAUGACCGCGUGUUUGCCAGUGAAAUGAAUUUGGGCAUCAUUAAGACAGAGCAACACUAUCAGAGGAUGAUGUACAAGGAGGCUCUAAAGUCCGGCUUCUUCGAGUUCCAAGCUGCCAAGGAUAAGUACAGGGAGCUGGCCAUCGAGGGCAUGCAUAGAGACUUAGUGUUCCAGUUUAUCGAGAACCAGACCCUCUUGCUUACUCCCAUCUGUCCUCAUCUGUGUGAACACAUAUGGACCCUGCUGGGAAAAAGUGAAUCAUUGAUGAAGGCUAGCUGGCCAGCGGCUGGUCCAGUGGACGAGAUUCUGAUCCGGUCCUCCCAGUACCUAAUGGAGACCGCCCAUGACUUGCGCCUUCGCCUUAAAGCCUACUUGCAGCCUCCCAAAAACAAGAAAGGAGACAACAAACCUCCAGUCAAGCCCUCUCACUGCACAGUGUACGUGGCAAAGAAUUACCCACCAUGGCAGCACAGUGCUCUCUCCCUCCUAGGCAAACACUACAAGGUAAACCAUUUUGUUAUACCUUAUUGUGAUUAUGUUGAAUGA